GAAACCUACUUUCUCCCUCCCACAAAAUACGCACCCAACAGUCCCCUCCCGGUGUUGGUCUAUCGAAAUGUCCUCCCCGAUCCGUUGACGGAGGAAUCGUGUCAGGCGUUUAUCGAGGACCAUGGAUGGGAGAGGAAGGGCCCUGUCUGGAAAGCAAUCUACAAACGACAUUUCCAUCCAAAUGUCCAUGAAUGCUAUGGAAUAAUAAGCGGAACAUCCCAAGUCCUCAUGGGCCUCGGAACAGGAGACAUCGAAACCCCCAAUUCCGGUCUCCGAUUCACACUCCACGCAGGCGAUGUCGUUGUCCAUCCGGCUGGGACUGCGCAUUCGAAUGUUGCUGAUGAAGGGGAGUAUCGAUAUAUGUCCUUUUUUCCGGCUGGAUCGCCGCGUUGGAAGUCGGAGACUGGGAAGGAAGAGGUGGAUUUGGAGGCUGUUCGGAGAGAGACUGGGGGUGUGCCGAUGCCAUUGGAUCCGGUUUGGGGAGGGGAGGGAUAUUUGCGUUCUCUGUGGAGUAUGACUGCGGAGUAG
Molecule: messenger RNA, 528 nt
Organism: Aspergillus wentii DTO 134E9
Lineage: Eukaryota; Fungi; Ascomycota; Eurotiomycetes; Eurotiales; Aspergillaceae
Product: cupin domain-containing protein
Exons: 4
Source: RefSeq, a predicted model, not a curated record